This is a messenger RNA of Cryptococcus wingfieldii CBS 7118, 741 nucleotides long. RefSeq lists its product as hypothetical. Lineage: Eukaryota; Fungi; Basidiomycota; Tremellomycetes; Tremellales; Cryptococcaceae. The transcript is spliced from 6 exons. Bases 1 to 741 code for a protein of 246 amino acids. The record is from RefSeq and is a predicted model, not a curated record.
AUGUCCAAAAAACCUACUGAACUCGAAGCGGCCGCUCUGACGACAGGAUGGGGGCCGGCUCAGCAAGCUGCUCUCUACCACAUUCACCUAGCACAGCAAGCCGAGAAGGACGAGGAAGAAGAGAUCAAAAAGGCGAAAAAGAAGGAGGCAAAAAAGCGAGGGGAGCUUAAUCCAGAGGGUGUCAAGGCUGGGGAGCUAGUGGACGGUUGGAUCAAGGGGAGGUGUCCAGCGCUGUUCGAGUUUUUGGAUGUUGUUGCUCCUCCACAUCUGGCGAUAGGUAUAUGGGUGGUCUUGCAUAUCGUAUACUGGUAUGCAGCUCCAUGGUAUUACCAUUUUUUGAUACCCUGGCCCUCGGUGUAUCUCACACCGAUGUUUUGCACUUACAAGUCCAUCAAUUCGGGCAAGGAUAGAACAUUGUGGCUAUCUUACUGGCCAAUUGUGAUGGUGCUAGAGUAUUUUGAACUGCUCAUGUUUCGAGAUCAGACCCGCACUUUGACCUGGUGGCCAAAGUUGAAAGCCAUCUUCUGCGUCUGUAUGUACAGCAUCAUCUACCAUGAUGAGAAGAAGGAUCCGAAAACCAAAAAGGUCACAUCAAAGACACCGGUAUUUGGAGCCAUCAAGUUUAUUGGCAACUUUCUACCCGAGCCUCCAGCAAAGAAGAAGGUUGAAAACGGAGGGAAAGAUAAUCCAAAGAAGCCUUCCAGUCAGGAUCCUAAGGCCAAGCCGAAGCCGAGCAAGUAG